Molecule: messenger RNA, 2385 nt
Organism: Silurus meridionalis
Lineage: Eukaryota; Metazoa; Chordata; Actinopteri; Siluriformes; Siluridae
Gene: ccn5
Product: cellular communication network factor 5
Exons: 5
Coding region: 44-1072 (342 amino acids)
Biological process (GO): cell adhesion; signal transduction
Cellular component (GO): extracellular region; extracellular matrix
Molecular function (GO): integrin binding; heparin binding
Source: RefSeq, a predicted model, not a curated record
CAGCAGCACUAGUAGCACAGCAUACUGCGUUUGGGACAGUGGGAUGGACAAAAAAGUGCAAAACACAUACACUCUGCUGGCACUGUUGUACCUGUGCUCCCAGGUAUGUUGUCAACAAUGUGUCAAGCCUUGCAAGUGUCCCAGCUCUGUUCCAGCCUGCCCUGAUGGCGUCGCUCUUGUCCUGGAUGGAUGUGGAUGCUGCCAAGUGUGUGCUCAGCAGAAGGGCGAAGCCUGCACAGACAUACUUGUGUGUGACAAGAAGCGUGGCCUGGAAUGUGAUUACAGCGCCAGCUUCCCUGGAGAUCCGGGCGAGUGUGUCAGUCAAGACAUGCUGGGCUGUGAGCUGAAUGGUGUGUCUUAUCACGAAGGAGAGGUGUUCCAGCCAUCCUGCCACACCCAGUGCAAAUGUGCAGGUGGAGGAGUGACCUGUGUGCCCCUGUGCCCUGAGGAUGUGCGUCUACCCAGCUCAGACUGCCCAUAUCCGCAAAGGGUCCAGCUGCCAGGAAAGUGCUGUAAGGAGUGGGUGUGUGAGAACUUGGACAACAAUGUGCUACAGGAUGCUCCAACAGCUUACAGUGAGGCCCAAGUGUUGCCUGCAUUUUCUGGUUACCAAAGGAGCCCUAGAAUAAACUGUACCUAUCAGAGCACCGAAUGGAGCGCCUGUUCACAUACCUGUGGCCCAGGGAUCUCCACACGAGUGAGCAACCGGAAUAGAGCCUGCAGAUUUGAGCGGCAGAUCAGACUGUGUACAAUCAGACCAUGCCUGCAUUUGCCACCUCAAACACAAAUGCAGCCUAGAAGAUGUCAAUCGAGCUACAGGUGGAAUGUUCCCACGCGGCUGUUCCACGAAGGCUGCUACAGCAUGCAAUAUUACCGUCCUCGUUACUGCGGGCACUGCACUGACGGCCGAUGUUGCACGCCUUAUCGGACCCGCACUGCCCAGGUCACCUUCCGCUGUCCAGGGGGCCGCCUGCUUCACCAAGCUGUCAUGAUGAUCAAGUCUUGUGCUUGCCAUUACAGCUGCCCACAUACAUCUAGUGGAACCCACAGGUUGCUUGCUUUACUAGGAUAGAGACUCUAAUGCACUGAGACACACAAAACGCCUGUCUAAAGCCUAUGAAGAAUAGCACUUUGCAAAUACCACAGUAUUAUACAUUUCUUUCUUUUAAUUUCCAGAGACAAAUUAGUAAAUCCUGGGCCACUGGGCAGGUGCUAUGCAGAACAUAAGCUUCUUUCUUGCUUUUCACCUUGCAAACACUUUCACCAAACCCCACCAGGUCUUUAACAAGCUCCAACUCAAUGGCAAAGCAUGUUGGGUCCUUUUUUUUGGCCAGUUUGAAUUUAGUUUUUCAUUUCAACCCAUUAAGCAAAAUGAACAUUCUUUGGCUUCUUUCUUCUUUUCAGGAACACACUCGGUGUGUUUUUUUCCAUCUACUUCUCUCUACAGUUAGGACCGUCCUGGCUAUUCAACUGGUACAAAUUCAGCCUGACACACCAUUAAUAUUUCAGAAUUCUUUUUAUAUUUUGUGACUUAUACUCAUCAGCUUGGGUUCUGUUAACUCACUGCUGUGUUAGUGUAAAAAGCCUAAUCAACUUAAAAUAUAUACUUAGAAUCUAUGCAGUUUAAAGUUAUUUGGCAAACCACCUGGGCGCCUUUAAGACCCUACUGCUGAUCCAACCCUGUAAUGAUGCCAUUUUGUAUAAAGAGUUUGCAAUCAUAUACACUUUUACAUUGUUGCCUUGUUCAAGGAGGUAGUAAGCUGGCCUGAUUCUUCACUUAUACCCUGUGUAUAUAGAAUUUUUAUGUGGUUUUGAGAGGUUUGGCUUUACAGAUAUUACAAACUUUCCUAAGGUUUAUAUGAAGGCAGCUACUUGUCUUAAGCGCUUACAGCUUCCUGUGUAAUUUAAUGAUUAAAGCUUGUACAUUUACUUUCUCUAAGAUUGACUGAAGAGGUAAUGGCAGUGUAGAAUGUCAUUUCAAAUAUAUUUGAUAUUUUGAUAUUUCAUAUCAUCCAGACACCAGAAUCGUCUUUCUUAUUUGAUUGCACAAAGAUACUUUUCUUCUGUGAAAUAUUAACAGUACAUUACUUAUCCGUAUAGAAAAGUUAUCUUUAGAUGGUUUCCUGUACCUUCACAAUACUAAGCCAAUGAAGAUAUAAAACCUGGCUCAGAGAUAUUUAUGUUCAGUCCGACACACAGGGCUUAGAUGAAGUAUUGUAUAACCAAUUUUUAAAGAAACCUUAACUGUUGUUUUUUAAAACCCAUUCCUUUUGCUUAUGUUAUUUCCUGUACAUAUUUGUAAAUGCACUUAUUACAUUAUAUAUAUCGGUUUAUAAUUUAUGUGUCUUCACAACAUUAUUAAACUACAUGUCCAUAAACUACUAC